AUGGCCGUCAACAAGGCGAUUGGAAAAAAGGGGAAAGAAACAAAAAGCCUCCCUCCACCUGAGCGCUUUGCUUCACAUUCCCACCUGCAUUCAUUGCAGCCUCAAAACUUCAUCAAACCCCGCGGGGGGCGCGCGUUAUUAUCCAUCAAGAAGGAGAAGACCCCCUCUAAAUACGCUGCCUCCCCGCCCCCUAAACUGAAAAGGGCAAACCAAAGGCCAAGGUGUGAUGAGACGGCUUCCCCCUUUGCGCUGUCUGUCGGUCACCCUCUCAAAACUACUAUUACCCCCGAACACAUUGUCCAGGAAGAGGUAACAGCCUCCUGGAACGCUCAUUUUCGUCCAACCG
This is a messenger RNA of Acaulospora colombiana, 346 nucleotides long. The record is from the annotation of a GenBank genome assembly. Lineage: Eukaryota; Fungi; Glomeromycota; Glomeromycetes; Diversisporales; Acaulosporaceae.